Molecule: messenger RNA, 1848 nt
Organism: Trichoplusia ni (cabbage looper)
Lineage: Eukaryota; Metazoa; Arthropoda; Insecta; Lepidoptera; Noctuidae
Product: platelet-activating factor acetylhydrolase IB subunit beta homolog
Exons: 4
Coding region: 234-911 (225 amino acids)
Source: RefSeq, a predicted model, not a curated record
UGUUGUUCCUGAAUUUUAUUUGUUAAAAAUAUAGGUACCUGACACUAGCAAGCACAGCUUGCAAGUCUGACAGAUAUUAAACUGAUGACAGUGACGGCAGCUAACACCAUCUAACACUGAAACCGCCAAGUUAUUUUCAUCUUCGUGGUUAGAGUUGAUGUGGUAAUUUAUUAUUAUACUUUUAGGAUACAUUAUUUAAUGUGAUACAUUUUUAGUAUCAUUGCGGAGAAAGAAUGAAUCCCUGUUCGGUUGCCACUCCUCAGCAAGACACGGAAGGCGAUGGAAGGUGGAAUAGUAUUCAUAAUAGAUUUGUAAGUGAUGCAAAAGGGAAGGAUGGUGAUGUGAUUUUUAUUGGGGACUCCAUUUUACAAGCACUAGAGCAUACUGAAGUAUGGAACCAAUGGUUUGCACCUCUCCACUGCCUCAACUUCAGUAUCCACAAGGAUCAAACUCAAAAUGUAUUGUGGCGCAUUAAGAAUGGAGAACUUGACCAUGUUGAUCCCAAAGUAAUAGUUGUUCAUGUCGGGACAAGUAAUGUUGAACACACUGCAGAGCAAGUUUGUGAAGGAAUUCUAGAAAUCAUAAGAACAAUCAGGGAAAAACACCCAAGUGCUUAUAUUGUAUUGCCUAGUCUACUCCCUCGUGGUCAAUAUCCAAAUACUUUAAGAGAGAAGAAUGCGAAAAUCAAUCAGCUGCUACGUGAAAAAGUUGUCAACAUGAACAAAGUUGAAAUGGUUCCAAUAGAUAAAGGCUUUAUACAAACCGAUGGCACCAUCAGUCACCAUGAUAUGCAUGACUACCUCACUCCAACCAAUGCAGCUUGCCGGAAAGCAUUCGAGCCCAUUUAUGAUUUACUUCAACAAAUUUUAUUUGAAGGAGAGCCAGAAAAAGAUUUGACUCCAUCUGAGUAAUCAGUUGUGCUAUUUGUAUUUUAUGGCAGCUUUUUAUUAUGCAGCGAGCUCAUUGUGAUGGAAACAGUAGUACUUAUUAUUAGCUUUUUAUAUUAAGCUUAAGUGUCAAACAUUUUAAAUAAUAUUAACUUAUAAACCUUUACAUUCCAAAUUAGCAUUAUGAUAUUCUAAUCGGCUGUGUUUAUUUAAUCACAUCAUUUAAAUAUUUUUAUUAUUAAUGGCUUCUAAUGUUUAAAGGUUUCCUUUUAGCUUUUAAAUGCAUUUUUAUGUGCUCAGUUUAUUUGUGCACAACAGGGUUAGUACUUACCUUUUUUGUAUUUAUUUUCUCACAUUCGUAAAAUGAUUUUUGUAAAAAACAAUGGCAAAGUAUUAUGUUUCUAAUGAUAGACAAACCUCUUUUUUGGAGGUUUGAUGUGAAACUUAGCAAUUUUGUUAGUUUUAUUUAUAAAUUGUAGAUGCUUAUAUGAUUUGUUUCCUAGGGACUCACAUAGAGCAAGUACACUAGUGUUUACAUAAAAAAUAUUUGCACAUCACAGUAAGUCAUGGAAUUGUCUAUAACCAAAGAUCUUGGAAGAUUACCUAACCAAAGUUAUAACAGUAUAUGAAUUGCAUUGGAUGAUUUUAUCUGCAAUUCUAUUUUUGAUAACAAACUACAUUUUUAAAUUAUGAUAAGAUCUAUAUUGAUAAGUACAUGCAAUUGUUUUAAACAUUUUUAAUAAAUGUGUAUCCCUUAUUGCAGUAUGCACAUAUCAUGUGCAUCUUGAAACACCAGAAUAUAGAACCUCUUCAAAUAUCACUGUAUGCAUAUUUAGUGACUAUUUAACUGUUAAGGUACUCAAGUUGCCAAACAAGUUUGCUUGAAUCUCGAAUUGUUAUGAAAUAUUUAUUUGCAUGAUGAAGCUUAAAAGUAAACAGUGCAAUUAUUUCUAAAAAAAUG